CCCUGUCCGGCUGUUGACCUUCGAGCCAUGCAGCCGGCUACUAUCGCCGGUGCCCGUGCCGCGGAGCUAGACGCUGGCGGCACCUAGAGCAUGUCCUCACUCGGGGGCCGAGCUCCCGAGGCAGGGGAGCAGCCGGGAGCUAGACUGCACUUGCGGGCGGCGGGAGGCGCGCUGCUGCUUUGCGGGCUGGCCGUGCUGCUGGGCUGGGUUUGGCUGCGGCGGCAGCGCGCUUGCGGCAUCCCUCCGGGACCCAAGCCUCGGCCACUCGUGGGUAACUUCGGGCACUUGCUAGUGCCGCGCUUCCUACGGCUGCAGUUCUGGCUGGGCUCGGGCAGCCAGACGGACGCGGUGGGCCAACACGUGUACCUGGCCAGGCUGGCCCGUGUCUAUGGCAACAUCUUCAGCUUCUUCAUCGGUCACCGUCUCGUGGUGGUCCUCAGCGACUUCCACAGCGUGCGCGAGGCGCUAGUGCAGCAGGCCGAAGUGUUCAGUGACCGCCCGCGGAUGCCGCUCAUCUCCAUCAUGACCAAGGAGAAGGGAAUCGUGUUUGCACACUACGGUCCAGUUUGGAAACAGCAGAGGAGAUUCUCCCAUUCGACACUUCGUCAUUUUGGUCUGGGAAAGCUUAGCCUGGAGCCCAAGAUUAUCGAAGAGUUCAAGUACGUGAAAGAAGCGAUGCAGAAGCAUGGAGAAGCUCCCUUCAGCCCCUUCCCAGUCAUCAGCAACGCUGUCUCCAACAUCAUCUGCUCCCUGUGCUUCGGCCAACGCUUCGAUUACACCAACAAGGAGUUUAAAAAGGUGCUGGACUUCAUGUCUCGAGGGUUAGAAAUCUGCUUGCACAGCCAGCUCUUCCUGAUCAACAUAUGCCCCUGGUUUUAUUACCUCCCCUUUGGGCCAUUUAAGGAACUAAGGCAGAUCGAAAGGGACAUAACCUGCUUCCUUAAAAACAUCAUCAAAGAGCACCAAGAGUCUCUGGAUGCCAGCAACCCUCAGGACUUCAUAGACAUGUACCUUCUGCACAUGGAGGAAGAGAAGAAAACCAGCAAGGGGAGCAGUUUCGAUGAGGAGUACCUGUUUUACAUCAUUGGGGACCUCUUCAUCGCUGGCACUGACACAACAACCAACUCUCUGCUCUGGUGCCUGCUGUACAUGUCACUGAACCCCGACGUGCAAAAAAAGGUUCAUGAAGAAAUUGAAAGGGUCAUCGGUUGUGACCGUGCACCGUCCCUGACGGACAAGGCCCAGAUGCCAUACACAGAAGCCACCAUCAUGGAGGUGCAGCGGCUAUCCAUGGUGGUACCACUUGCCAUUCCUCACAUGACCUCGGAGAAAACAGUCCUCCAGGGGUACACUAUUCCUAAAGGCACGGUGAUCCUACCCAACCUGUGGUCAAUCCACAGAGACCCAGCCAUCUGGGAGAAGCCAGAUGACUUCUGUCCUCAUCGAUUUCUGGAUAACCAAGGACAACUUUUGAAAAGAGAAACUUUUAUUCCUUUUGGGAUAGGGAAGCGGGUGUGUAUGGGAGAGCAGCUGGCAAAGAUGGAGUUAUUCCUGAUGUUUGUGAGCCUGAUGCAGAGUUUCACCUUUGCUUUACCGGAGGGUUCCAAGAAGCCCAUCAUGACUGGGAGAUUUGGUCUAACCUUGGCCCCACACCCUUUUAAUGUAACCGUCUCAAAGAGAUGAAGAAGCCCUGAGAAGAGAGGGGGGCCAGGCUCCACGUACUCAUCCCAGACAGUCUUCCUGUUGCUGGUGAGCAGUUCUGCACAGCCAGGAGAGGCUGGUGGUACCCACUGCCCACAGGGAAGCACAGACACUCGGCUUAGUGGUGUGGAGUCCAUCGAGAAGCAGAGCUUCUCAUCUCUCAGCCUCUGGUGUUGAAGUUUCUCUCAACUCUGAGGAGGACUGAAUGCUUCAUGACGUCUGUGCUGUGCGCAGAUGCCGGGCAGUUCAGCGGAUCUGCCUUCAGACCUUCCAAGGCCCCUGACAACGCGGAAGUGUCAACAUGGACACUUGGUCACAGAGGGAAGCAGGUCUAGGUUAUAUGGAGGUAGACCUUCUUUUCCUUUCUUUAGACAUUUUUUCUUUUGUAUUUUUUUUUUCUAGCAUAGGUUCAAUGUCAGUUUCUUUGGGCUGGUCUUAUGAGUAUUGUUUUUGUUUAGGGCUGUGCCCUUUUUUAUAGAGCUAGGAUGAAAUGUCCCCUUGCCCGGUAUGUUGAGAAACAGAAAAGCAUCCUCUUGAGGUUAUUGUCCAUCUGUGUGUCUGCUGUCUGUAGCCACAUGAGCGGGGAGCCUGGCUGCACAGCACAGGCCCGCCCUGCAUAGGUGAGUGCAGAACACCUGACUGCGGCCCUGGAUGCUCAGCUGGGGUGUGUAAUAAUGGAGUUGUGGAAUUGGUCCAGGAGGGAUUUCUCAAUCAAGUGAUUCAGAAGCCCCCUGGCCUGCUGUGCCAUCAGCCGUACUAUGACUGACUGACUCUUCAAGACAAGAAGCCAUUUCUUGGGGCCCUCUAAUGGCUCCUCCAAGGGCCACAUGGAAAUGUGGGAAUGCACUUAUCAUAAUGGUAAACUAUUGUCCUUUUACUGCUAGGAGUGAGGGGUGAUUGGGGGCAAAGCCAACCCACAGCCAACAACAGUGUGCAUCCAGAGUGCCUGUGUCCGGCCCCUCCCUCAGGUCUCCCCAAGAACUGUGAAGGAGCCAUGGUAAUGCUGAGCCCUUCUUAGAAAAGCUCUGUACUGAACGCUCUGUGUAUCUGUCAUCCCCACACGAAGGAGCAGAGGGUUUCCAGUGCUAAGGCCCAUAGUUAAAAAGUGCCAUCACUGGGUCUCUAAGCUACUUGUGGCUGGAAAGCAGUCUCUGAGCCCUCUCUCAGUAUUACCCCGCAUGGUCCUAAAGCUGGCCUCUGCUACCUGUGCCCCCCUCUUUGUCCCAGUUGAUUCCUUGGGCCAGGCUCCAUGCUGCUGCCUCCUUACCGUGCCUGAUUCUUGGUGGAUGCUCAGGCAACUUGGGAGUGAGUCAGAGAAAGCAAUUCAGGGGAAAAGCCUGCCCAUGGUUUAUUACAGUCAGUCCAGGAUAGUUUUAAAACACAGUAUAAUUUGUCCUACCUGAUUAGAUCAGUAUUUAAAGAUGUACUCGACUUUUGUUUAUCAUUUAAAGUAACCAUUUUAGGCAAAUUUAGGAUGAUGCCUCAGUUGCAUAAAUGAUACAGAAUGAAAGCUUCCAGCAGCUUCCCACUGGCUGCAUCCACAGGUCGCUUGCUGGGGUACCCAGGCUGACUCGGAAAUGCUUACUGAGGGAAAAUAACAGCUGCUGAAUAAAAACCUAGUGUAAGUAAAAAGGAAAAUGUGGAAUAUCAUAUAACCAGGUGUUGGUUAAUUUUUGAGUCCAUAUUCUUUAUAUUAUCCAUCACUCUGUUUUCCUUUUCAUAAAUUAUAAUUACUUUCAAAAUAGAUGAAUGGGGUACAGGCUGAUCUUCAGGUUCCCUGAACACUGUUUAGGCCAGCACACUAAAGCAGAGGGACUGAGGAUGUUCACAUUUGAUAAGGUGUGCAAUGGGUAACAACGCUCGCUGAGCAUGUCGGUUGUCCUCAUCUGACCUCCACGUUUGCAGGCCCCUUCCUCCUUACUCGCACAUGGAUUUCUGGACCUCCUAACCAAAGAUUUCACAACAUACUUGAAAAGGAUUUCUGCCUUCUCUGAAGUGGCAUCAGAAUCCCACGAUUAUCCAGCAGUUUAACACCGUGCCUCAAGCUGUACCGCUGUGAAAACCCCUUUACUAACACUGCGUCAGGGGGAGCGCGCUCUUCUGAACCUACUGCUAUUUGACAGUUUUGCACUUCACAAUUCAUCUGAAAUGUGAAAUUAACUAUAGUCGGUUUUCCAAUAACGAGGUCUGGACCUCAUCUGUAAUGGAGCUCUUGGUGAUCCUAUUAAACCUCUUAUUUUAGUGAAAA
Molecule: messenger RNA, 3949 nt
Organism: Mastomys coucha (southern multimammate mouse)
Lineage: Eukaryota; Metazoa; Chordata; Mammalia; Rodentia; Muridae
Product: cytochrome P450 2U1
Exons: 5
Coding region: 91-1683 (530 amino acids)
Biological process (GO): xenobiotic metabolic process
Cellular component (GO): cytoplasm; intracellular membrane-bounded organelle
Molecular function (GO): oxidoreductase activity, acting on paired donors, with incorporation or reduction of molecular oxygen, reduced flavin or flavoprotein as one donor, and incorporation of one atom of oxygen; heme binding; iron ion binding
Source: RefSeq, a predicted model, not a curated record